Messenger RNA from Zea mays, 3667 nucleotides. RefSeq lists its product as uncharacterized. The coding region runs from base 109 to 1539 and encodes 476 amino acids. The transcript has 14 exons. Lineage: Eukaryota; Viridiplantae; Streptophyta; Magnoliopsida; Poales; Poaceae. The record is from RefSeq and is a predicted model, not a curated record.
AGGGGAAGGAGGAAGCAGACCGUUGAAAGCAAUGAGGAGUAUCUAUCAGAGGACCAUGUAGGGCAAAAAAAAUUACAGAAAACUCUUGCACAUGAAUCAGAUAGCGAGAUGGAAGAAGAAUCGUUUGCCGUAGGUGGACAUGAUCAAAGUGGCGAGGUUUCUGAAAUGGAGCCUAAUUCAAAGAACCCAACUGAUAUGGAGGCAGACAUUGAGGUUGAAGACGAAGAGACAAAUGUGGAGGUGAAAAGGCGGGGUAAGACAAAACUAUUACAUGUGUGGAACAUUCCUAGAGGGCAUAUGAUUGUAGUACAAUGUAAUGAACUUGACCAGCCAAUUGGAGAAGAGGCAGGAAUCAUGGGAAAAUUCCUUGGCAUGGUAGCCAGGAAUGGAAACUUGUGUAGCUUAAUCUACAAGGAUUGGAGGCUUUUGAUAGGUAAGAAAGAGAGAUUGACUAAUGAGCAGAAAAAUAAGGAGGAUAUACUUAAGCAAGUAAAGAGGAGAUUCCUUUAUCCUGCUUGUAUGGAAAAAUGGGUACUAAAAACCAUUGGAGAGAGAUGGAGGCAACAUAAAUCUAACUUAAAAUCCAUAUAUUAUGAUGCACAUAAGGGUUUGGAAGCUAAUUACAACAACGUUCCACCUGGGGUAAUUGCGGAUCAGUGGAUUGCACUUGUGAAUCAUUGGGUGACCACAAAAGCAAAGGAUAUAAGCAUGGCGAAUACGAAUAAUUGUGGAAAAAAAAAGACUACCCAUACAGCCGGCACAAAGAGUUUCGCUCGGACUAGAGAGGAUUUGAGGGAAAAAGAUCCUGAGAAGAAAUACCCUCACAGGGCUAUUUUAUAUAUCCACACACACAAAGCAAACCCUACCAAGAACACAAAUCCACAUGUGAAUGAUUUGCAGGAACUGUUAGCAGAGCAUCCAGAAUUUGCAGACACUAGCCAAGGAAAGAUUGCAUGGAAUGGAGAUGCACUAAACAAGAUAUUAGGAGAAGAGAAGCCUGGUCAUGUGCAUGGCCUUGGUCUUGUUCCAAACCCGAACAAAGUGUUAGAUGGGACAACAUCAAGACGUCUUAAUCAGCUACAUGUAACAUCUUUGGACCCAACAGCAAGUGAAGAUGUCCUCUCUUUGAAACUUCAGAUGGAAAAACUCGUAAACCAUGUACACAAGCAAGAUGCUACUAUACAAGAGUUGCAACAAAAGAGUGUACUCUUCGAACAACAUCAAAGUGUACAUGGAUGUUUGGACGAUCUUCCAGUGAAUCAAUUUCCAACGUCUUCAAAACGUAAACGUGUAUAUGUUGAGCCACAAAAUCAAGAAUUCAGGAUGGACAAUGAAAAAACUUACUCUCAGAGAGAGCAAGAGGCAAAGGAGUACGAGGAUUUGCAACCAACAUUCAGAAAAACUUCUACUAUCCAUAAGGUCCUCUGCUACCUCAUAACUCAUCUUUCUAGAUUUCAUGGUAUAAUGCAAACAUUAAUAAUAUGUAUUGAAUUAAAGAAGAUUAAGGUGGCUGAUACUAGGCAAGGUAAAUUACAAUGAACUGAUAGACUAGCCACUACCCAUAAGGUCAGCUACAUCAAAAUUUCAAUACAUGGAAUAUAUACGCCCUACAAAGUGAUGUUUUAUUAUAUUCAUUUUUCAAUUUAAUAUAUUGGUAGACAAGGCAAUUUGAGUUGGAAAGAGACAUUACCUUCGAUAAUACUAAGCUCGCUAAUUCAUCGAAGGUGGGAAUGCAAUAAAUUUAUUCAACAUACAUAAUCAUGAUUGCUUAUCUUUACAUUGAUGUCUCGCACAUACAGAGUAUGACCAAGGAAGCAACUUCUACUUCCUUAAAUGAAGAAGCAUCUAAGAACCAGGUAAAAAGGAAAGAUAUGCAAUCUGCAACUACCUUUGAUAAAACCAAGUGUGCUACCACAUCAAAGGGUACUCCAGGUGACCGACCAACAGAUGAGUCAAUAUUGACUGGAGCACAAGUGUUCUUAAAAAGCUGGAGAUGUCCAACCAAGACUGUUGCCUUAGGCACAGUACUUGGUCGAGACCCAAAUCAUAAAGUUGCAGGUGUUAAGUUAGGCAGAGAAUUUUGGAUGGUGCGUGUUAGACUUGUAAUACUGCCUAUUGAGCCUUUGAUUCGACCAUACGACAACAUGGAGGUUAUUGGUGAUGUCGGCAACAAUCUUAUAGCAUGGCCUUCGUGUUGUAUUGAAGACGACAAAAACUGAUAUAUGCUCAUUUCAACAUCACGACGCUUCAACUCAGUUCAGGAUGAUAUCAUGAUUUUCGAAGCUGCAAGAUUUCUACAGAAUCCAAAGACUACUUAUUUCAAACCGGAUGGCGUGGAUCACUACCUCCAUUUAAAUAGUUUUGCUUAUUUCACUACGAUGAAUUUUGGAUUUGUUUAGGAUAUGAGUCAUAUGCUGUUUAUAUCUUUGUCCCAAAAAUACUUGAACACGCAUCAAGCGGUGAUUAUUUUAAGUUCUGCUACGCUGAAUCGUGACUAUUAUUUUAUUUAAAUGCAAAAUUAUUUGUCCAUUAUUGUUCUAUAAUCAGUCAUGGUACUUGCUGGUGCAUAGAAGGUAAAAACUUACUUUUCAUCCUGUGUUCUUGGUCCUAGGAAUUUUGGUGUCUUUGCAAUCCAUAUUUGAUUUAUUAUCCCUUGUCAUAAGUUUUCUCAUUAUAUUUUUCUACAGAAAAGAAACACAGAAGGUGGAAAGCAAAAUGCUUCUCUUAAGAAGGCCAAAAAGGACAAGCUUGUAGGUGCAACUGGAAAAAACGUCAGAACUGAAACAAGCAUGGUUUCUGUGACACUUCGAGUGAAACCAGAGCUAACUCUUCCAGCAACGUAUGUUUGAAAUUUGUUUCUGGUUAUCUAUGGUAAUUUGUUCUCCCAAUUUUUCAUGUGUUGUCUGUUACAAAGGACACAAUUACCCAAUUUUUCAUGUGUUCGUAUCCAAAACACGGUGCACUGCGCAGCCAGCCAGUGUGCUAGCCACCAUGCAUAUGCAAUAUUGACGAAUGCUGCUGAAGCUGAAGUGCUGAUGCUGUUUUUAAUCAUGCUACAGUAGAAUCGUCCAUCCUGCUCGCUUGUUUGUCUGAGCUGUGCAUGCACACCGAUUUGGGCUUGAGUGGUGGUGCUAAAGUCUCCAUGGGAUGAGCUUCAGGUGCACUACUGUUUAUCCGGCUUCUGAAGGGCGCCUUCGGUUUUGUGCAUAGGCUCAUUGGGUUGCUAACUGGUAGUUUUUUUGGUUAUAAGAUUCUUCAUAUCUUUUUUCAUUUAGAUUAAAAGUUUGUGUCGUGCCCUUGAUUGCAACCAUGAAGCUGCAUUUUCUGCUGUAGUGAUUUUGGUCUGAUGCUCAAAUAUAAUGUUGAGGUGUGUCUGCGUGCUAUUGCUUCAAGCACACUGUUUUUACUGGGUUCCUUCUGAAGAAGCCACACAUGGUUUUCUUUUCGUUUCUUCUUUUACCUGUUUGCUUCUGUUGGUUUCGAUUUAACUUACCAUGGUGCCAUCAUUAUUAGCUCAGAGUUUGCUUUUCCGCCUUAUUACUUAUUUACUUGCAUGAUUUUGGUUCAUGUAUGCAAUGCGCUCAUCUUUUUUACACGAAAUAUGUCUGAGCAUCUCUUCGAGGAAGCCUCCAUCGUUACCAGGCUACACCUUGCUAGCAAAAAGUUU